CGCGACUGUUUGGAAAGGCUGCACCUACAGGACCGGGUACGACACCUUAGUAGACCAGUAGCAUCUACUUUGGCCAACAAGGAGCGCAUGAUUGUAACAGACUACAUCAAGGACGUAGUCUGAACCUUCUCCUAUGGAGGAGGUGAGCUUAACCAUAAGAUCUCGUUCUUGGUUAGCGACGACUUACCAUUUGACAUGUUAUAAGGCAUGUACUACCUCGAAGUUGCUAAGCUCCAGUUCGAUUGGGAUAAGAAGGUGCUCAAGCAUAAGUUGCCCAAUGGCCGAACUGUCAGAUUAACUAAGUUCAAGGCCAGUAGUAUUAUAGAUACCUAUGGCUGCUUGUGCGCAUCAGCGUUCUACAAUUACUACAAGCAAAACCAAGAGGAGGGUAUGUACCUUGUGUAUGUCUCUGAGAAAGGGGAGGCCGUUAGAACACCCCCAAAGAUAGAACGUGUCGUUGCUAAGUUCCCUGAUCUGUUCGAGGAGCCCACAGGAGUUGUUGAAAGGGAAGUCGUCCACGCUAUAGAAAUCAUUCUAGGGAAUAAGUUUGUCGCGGUCUACUUAGACGACAUUCUGAUCUUUAGUAAGCCUAUCGAGGAGCACGCACAACAUGUUGAGAAGGUAAUCUCACUCCUGCGACGGCACAAGUAUAAGGUCAACUUAGAGAAGUGCGAGUUUGGUUGCACCAAGAUACUAUACUUGGGUCAUGAAGUAUCCGCGGAGGGAAUUAGGCCGGAAGAUGCAAAGGUGGCUACUAUUCGAGACUGGCCACGGCCUCAGACAGUCACUGAGGUCAGAUCAUUCUUAGGAAUGUGCGGCUACUAUAGGAACUUCGUAAAGAACUAUUCUACAAUUGCCUUUCCUUUGACUGAUCUAACUCGACUUGACACACCGUGGGACUGGAGUGAUGAUUGUGAGGGUGCUUUCAAGAGAUUGAAGCAUGCACUCAUGAAUCAUGAGGUUCUCAUGGUUCCCGAUCCGCAGAAGCCAUUCAUAGUGACCACUGAUGCAAGCCAAUACGGCAUUGGCGCAAUGCUGGCUCAGCAGGAUGGGAAAAAGUUGAGACCGAUUGAGUACAUGAGCAAGAAGAUGCCAUCAAAGAAGUUGGCAAAGUCCACCUACGAGAGGGAACUCUAUGCUCUGUAUAAAGCACUUGUCCAUUGGAGACACUUCCUUCUAGGAAGAGCAGACUACCUAAAUGUGCUAGUUUCUGACUUUGGCGUAUCUGAAGAAGUAACUCAAUCGUUGGUGGGAGCCUAUCAGGAAGACCCUGUCACGAUGGACAUCAUUCGCAAGCUUCAGGCAAAAGACAAGGCCACAGAAAGACAGAGUGUCUCCAUGGAUUUCAUGGACACCCUGGUGACUAGUAAGAGUGGCAAGAGGCACAUCUUCGUCAUCAUUGACCGAUUCACCAAGUACGCUAGACUAGUGGCUAUGCCAGAGACCGCAAGAACUGACUUCGUCAUCAAGUUGUUCAAAGAGAACUGGGCUGUCGAGCAUAUGAAGAAAGUUCAGCAAGCAAUGAUUGCUUAUGAGAAUCAACAUCACAGACAGUCCACAUUUCAAGUAGGGGAACGAGUCUGGGUCAAGGCUAGUGAGUUAGGACAGGAGUUCGAAAUCUCUCGCAAACUAAUGCCUCAGUACUUCGGUCCCUGGGAAGUCCUAGAUAUAGUGAGAGAUGAGAUGGAUGGUCCCACGUCUGUCGUUCGUGUCCCUGGACACCUACGCACUCACCCAGUCUUUCAUGCCUCAAAGCUUGCACCUUUCGCUGAGACAGAUCGAUUCCCUUCCACGAGAUCGAUGUUGCCCCCAACCAUGGAUGGACAAGUGGACAUCAACGACAUUGUGGAUCACAGGGAUAUGCCUGUUCCGAAGCCGCUGGGUCGAGGAAGACCUCCUAAGCCCAAAAGACAUCCUAAACCCAAAAGAGAGUACCGCGUCAGAUUCAGGCAUCAUACGGGUCCGAAAGAAGAUCGAUGGUUUACCACGGAGGAACUGAUUGAGACAACUCCUCAAGUGGUGGCAGAAUAUGAGAGGCUACUGAAAGGGAAGGCACCUCCGAAGUAAGCAUCUCAGCAGACUUUCGAAGCUAAGGGGGAUGGAAUGUGACGAUUGAGCCCUCAAGUAGGGGCCUUGCCAUGAUGUACAUGUUCUGGGCUAAGGCCCCAGCAAGCCUCGUGCCCGCCCUAAGUGAAGGCGGGCCAGCAAAUCAACAAGAGCCCUCUGA
Messenger RNA from Chara braunii, 2227 nucleotides. Lineage: Eukaryota; Viridiplantae; Streptophyta; Charophyceae; Charales; Characeae. The record is from the annotation of a GenBank genome assembly.